GUUCCUUCCCGGCGGACAAAUAGACUAAAAAAUGGCACCUAAGAAGGACGCUAAGAAGCCCGAGCCCCCCAAGAAGGCAGAGCCCGCACCUGCCCCAGCUCCCGCGCCCGAGCCCCCUAAAGCCGACGCAGUUGACCUGUCCGGUGUGAAGCUCGAUUUCACCCAGGACCAGAUGGAAGAUUACAGGGAGGCUUUCUUACUUUUCGACAGAGUUGGUGACAGCAAAGUAGCCUACAACCAGAUUGCAGAUAUUAUGCGUGCACUGGGACAGAACCCAACCAACAAAGAGGUUACAAAGAUCUUGGGCAACCCCACCGCUGAUGAUAUGGUAAACAAGAGAGUGGACUUUGAGGGUUUCCUGCCUAUGCUGCAGGUUGUGAUCAACAACCCAAACAAGGCAACAUACGACGACUACGUUGAGGGUCUGCGUGUAUUCGAUAAGGAGGGCAAUGGAACAGUGAUGGGUGCUGAGCUGCGUAUCGUCUUGUCAACACUUGGUGAGAAAAUGAGUGAAGCCGAGAUUGAUGCUCUAAUGCAAGGCCAGGAGGAUGAAAACGGCUGUGUCAACUAUGAGGCUUUCGUCAAACACAUCAUGUCUGUCUAAGUCGGAGCUGUGAGGAGACUGAAGCAUUUCUCCAGAUUCCAUGAUGUCAGGACAUCCACACAAUGUUUCCAAAACCAACUCAGAAACGGAUGAAAGGGACACAGGAUGUUAGUCAUAAACAAUUAUUUUUUUUUUUUUUUUGUGUUUCCUAUUUUUUUUUUCCACUUGAAUCCUUUUUCUUUUGUCCAUUCUUGGAAUCCAUUCAUUUUUUUCCAGCUGAUUUUCUUGGUGUUGUUCGUGCUGGGACAAGCCUCUCCGUAGCAGAGAAGUUGUGAGGGGUGAGGUGGGUCUGUUAGGGCGGGGCAUCAUGGUAACUCAAAUAUAUAAAGCACUCCCUCUGACCUCUCGCUUUCUGCAUCCCAAAGUCAAAGGUGCUAAAUAUACUGCCAUCAAUGGACUGGCUGCAAAACCUCCUUCCCCUUUCCCCAGAGUCUUAAUUUAUUUUUCGCCUCUGUCAAUUCUCAUAAUAAACUUUUGACAAAGUA
Messenger RNA from Danio rerio (zebrafish), 1089 nucleotides. It is a transcript of the gene myl1, whose product is annotated as myosin, light chain 1, alkali; skeletal, fast. Gene Ontology annotation, molecular function: calcium ion binding. The record is from RefSeq and is marked provisional. Lineage: Eukaryota; Metazoa; Chordata; Actinopteri; Cypriniformes; Danionidae.